AUGCGCGCUUCAAGAGUUUUAUUGAAUUCGGCAAGGAAUGCCAAACCCAAGAUCACAUAUCCAGUCGAAAUGACCCCGUUGUUUGUGGUUGUUGGGGUUGCCGUUGCUUCGGGCUGUUUCUUCACGUGGAGGCACUUGACAUACGACAAAGAGUUGAGGUUAUGGAAAAACGCCAAUUUGUCAGAGUUGGACAGAGUUUUGGACAAGGCUGAAAAAGAUGGAAGCAAAUAA
Molecule: messenger RNA, 231 nt
Organism: Lodderomyces beijingensis
Lineage: Eukaryota; Fungi; Ascomycota; Pichiomycetes; Serinales; Debaryomycetaceae
Source: the annotation of a GenBank genome assembly